AUGGCCUUCGAUCAGAACACUUUGCGAUCGCACUUCUGCCAUGCGCUUUCGGAAAUGUAUAAGAGCGAAGUCCCUCUGUAUGGCAACCUAAUAGAUGUAGUCUGGGAGGCAGACGCAAAAACUGUUCAAAACAGCCAGAAUAUCGAGGGUGAUCGCGUUAUAAACCCAGAUGAUAUCUUGCCCGCUCGGCAUCGCGUCGAGAGACAUGGAGCCAUUCGACUGGGGACAGCAUAUGAGCUGGCCACAAUUCGUCGCAUGUUUGCUGUGAUGGGCAUGCACCCUGUGGGCUACUACGACCUCAGCCUCGCUGGAUUCCCCAUGCACGCUACUGCCUUCCGACCAAAUACCCGAGAGGCGCUUGAUAAGAACCCAUUUCGCGUAUUCACAACAGUCUUGCGGAUGGAACUGUUGACAGAAAGCACUCGGAAACUAGCGCAGAAAGCGCUGGAGCAAAGAAAUAUCUUCACGCCCAGACUUCUUGCCCUGUUGGAUAUCUCAGAGAGCCAGGGCUUUUUGACACCAGAUCAAUGCACAGAGCUCAUUAGUAAUGGUCUGGAGACAUUCCGAUGGCACUCGAAAGCUACAGUUACCCUUGAAGAAUACGAGCAGCUCAAAGCUGAGCAUCCUCUGAUUGCGGACGUCGUCUCCUUUCCCAACGCCCAUAUCAACCACUUAACGCCCCGAACGAUUGACAUCGACCUUGUACAACAAUUGAUGUUAGAUCACGGAAUGCCUGCCAAGGAUCGUAUCGAGGGACCGCCAAAACGAUCGUGUCCAAUUCUUCUACGGCAGACAAGCUUCAAGGCACUGGAGGAAACUGUCUAUUUCAAGGACUCGUCCGGUUCCUAUGUGAAGGGCUCCCACACAGCACGCUUUGGGGAAGUGGAGCAACGAGGCUAUGCUUUGACCCGAGAAGGACGCCAGCUUUAUGAUCGAAUCUUGAACAGAGUCAAUAAAGAAGCCGCGGAGAGUGGCUUGAAAGGGAAGACCUAUGACACGCUAUUAGAAGAGCGCUUCAAAGAAUUCCCUGAUAGUCUCUCAGAGCUUCACGAUCUGAGACUGGGUUAUUUCACCUAUCGGUUGACACCACUGGGCGAACAGUCAGUUAACGAAAGCUUUGUAUUAUCGGAGGAACCCGUCUCACUCCAGGAUCUUUUGGAUAAGCAGAUCCUGAGUUAUGAGGCUAUCACAUACGAAGACUUCCUUCCUUUGUCUGCGGGAGGAAUUUUCAAUUCCAACUUGGGUGGUGUCUCCCAGUCCAAGCAAAUGAUAAUGAGCGCGGACCCGGACCUCGAUGGUUUCCAGCACCUCCUUGGGAAAUGUGUGGCGGAUGAGUUCCAUCUAUAUGCCGAGAUGCAACAAAAAUCAUUGGAAACUUGCCAGCAGAAACUGCGGUUUAAGGAGAUUAUAGUAUAG
Penicillium hordei is the source of this 1416-nucleotide messenger RNA. Its product is annotated as VOC family protein. The record is from RefSeq and is a predicted model, not a curated record. NCBI's taxonomy places the organism in Eukaryota, Fungi, Ascomycota, Eurotiomycetes, Eurotiales, Aspergillaceae. The coding region runs from base 1 to 1416 and encodes 471 amino acids. Gene Ontology annotation, molecular function: oxidoreductase activity. The transcript has a single exon.